Coregonus clupeaformis (lake whitefish) is the source of this 2139-nucleotide messenger RNA. It is a transcript of the gene st3gal5, whose product is annotated as ST3 beta-galactoside alpha-2,3-sialyltransferase 5. Gene Ontology annotation, molecular function: lactosylceramide alpha-2,3-sialyltransferase activity. The transcript is spliced from 7 exons. Lineage: Eukaryota; Metazoa; Chordata; Actinopteri; Salmoniformes; Salmonidae. The record is from RefSeq and is a predicted model, not a curated record. The coding region runs from base 374 to 1465 and encodes 363 amino acids.
CUAGUUACCACAGCCACAAAGUAUAUUCGCUAUCGUAAAAAUGAAUGAAAACCAAAAUUGUUUUUUGUCUAAAUUUUACGGUUAGGCUUAGGUUCAAAUUCAGAUUUUAAGAAGAGAAAUUGUAGAAACAGAAGGGGUUUAGUCAUAAUUAUGACUUUGUGGCUAUGGUAACAACCACGUCCCUCAUGAUAUCAACGUUACUGUAGCUGGCUAGCUAGCUACAUCAAAGAAAAUAUAGUCAGAUAACGUUAACAUUCAUUAUACUGUCAAGAUGACUGCUUUUAACGUCCGCUGAUGGGAACUGUCCUAUGAGGAACAGGCUGAUCAGCACUAAGGACAGAGGGAAACCCAUUAGCUUCCUGACAACAACAAUAUGAGGAUUUCAAAGCGCUGUGGCUCCAACAGACGUUUCUUGGUGCCCUUGAUGGUACUUGGGUUAAUGAUCUCACUGGCAGUUGUAACCCUUCAUUGGUUUGAUACUGACUCACAGAUGCCUUUGGCAUGCCACGUGGAUCCCAACCACCGAAAGCUUGUGCACUCUUUUGUACGGGACAUUCUUUCAAACAAGUGCAGACCAGCCUUUGCCAGAAAGGGAGUGGAAGCAAGGCUCCAGAUCUCUAGUCAUGUGACUGAUCCUUUCCUGUGGCGGGACACACCGCUGACUCCAGAAAUGUUCAUAUACCCCCCACCAUUCGGGUUCCGUGGCAUGCGUGGCAAACUGAAGGAUGUCCUCAACCUCCUCCCUGCUCCAUCAGAGCAGCUGAAGAAGGAGUGCAGACGCUGUGUGGUCAUGGGAAAUGGAGGAAUCCUCCGUGGCCUGGAGCUUGGCACCCUGCUUGACCAGUUUGAUGUUGUCAUUAGGCUAAAUAGUGGUCCUUUGAGGAACUACAGUAAAGAUGUGGGGAACCGGACCUCCAUCCGGAUGAGCUACCCAGAGGGAAGCCCCAAGGUCUGGGAGGAUGUGGACCCUGAGCUGCAGUUUGUGGCGGUGGUCUACAAGGCUGUAGACUUCAAGUGGAUCAGAGCAAUGAUCAACAGACAAAGAGUUUCACUUUGGGACUGGCUGUUUUUCUGGCAGAAGGUGCCAGAGGAGAUUCCAGUAGACUUAUCAAAGUUCCGUGUGUUGAAUCUGGAGAUCAUCAGGCAGAUGGCGAUGGAUCUGUUGGCCUUCCCCUCCCCACAGUCACGCCUCUGGGGCUGGGACCAGAACGUGCCCACCAUGGGCAUCUCAGCCCUCAACCUGGCCACCUACCUGUGUGACGAGGUCAGCCUAGCAGGCUUUGGCUACAACCUCAGCCAGAAGGAGAUGCCAUUGCAUUACUAUGACAAUAUACCCAUGACAGCUAUGCUGGAGCAGAACAUGCACAACGUGGCCCGUGAGAGGGCUCUCCUCCAGAGCCUGGUGAGGGAAGGGACUGUAUCAGACCUUACAGGGGGCCUUCACUGCACUUUCUGCCCCAGCUGAAAGAGACUGUUUGUGGCCUGCAGCGUAGCUAGCUGCACACCAACGAUCUACCUUCCCACUGGCUUAUCAUUCCAAUACUUUUCACCCUGAGAACAGCGUUCUGAUUUAAUUCCAUGGAAUUCAAAAAGUUGAUUGAGUCUAUGAAUCUGGGGACUUGACUGCAAACUCUAUGUCCUAGUGCAUGCCAGCAUGUUGAAUCUGCAUGGACUAGAUGUGUCCAACAUGAUGGGGAACAGUGAAGCUGUGCACUUCUCCCCUGCUCAGCUGAAAACUACAGGCCUGAAGCAGUACUAGUACAGCUUUUACAAAUCCCUCUGUAAUGAGAGUAUUAUCGCUGCUAAACUUAAAUAUGUUUUUUGUAUUUAUUAAGAGCUAAUUAAUCAUUACUAAUAAGAUCUUAGCAUAAAGUUAAUGCUAAAAAGUGUAAAAACAUUUCCAUAAAUAUUGUGAAGUAUGAAUUAACACUACCUUUGUUAUUUUUUUAUGGUUUCGAUUUUAAGUUGAAUGUACAGUUUGUCCACGAGAUGUCUGAACUUGGUUGUGUUUUUAAAUUUUUCUAAUGUAAUCAUUAGAUUCGUUUUUAUUAUAAUAAUCACUUUCACUGAUUCCUUCCAAACCACUCAUUGUUGAAUUUGUGAUUUCCAACUUGUGUAAUGUUUAUGUCCAAUGGCCGA